Bactrocera tryoni is the source of this 753-nucleotide messenger RNA. Its product is annotated as pneumococcal serine-rich repeat protein-like. NCBI's taxonomy places the organism in Eukaryota, Metazoa, Arthropoda, Insecta, Diptera, Tephritidae. The record is from RefSeq and is a predicted model, not a curated record. The transcript is spliced from 3 exons. Bases 1 to 753 code for a protein of 250 amino acids.
AUGGAAGAGAAAGACAAUGUGGCCAAAGAUGUUUCCUAUGAGCGCUUAAAGCGCAUCUAUGAGAGCCGCCCACGCCACGAGGUCAAAACCGUUUUGGGCGACAUUAAGAACAGGUUGGGCAAAGAAGCAUCAACUGUGGAACAAUACAACAGUUAUAAGACGACGCUCGCAGCCAAAGCAACAGUGGAAGCAACAAAUUCUGCCGCGAUUUCGUUUCCAUCCACAUCGACAGCAAUCAGCAAGAACACUGGCAACAUAUAUCUCAACGACAGUAACGAUUGCGAACCGACCAGCGCAGCCGCUGCCCCAGCUGUCACAGCUGCGGCCGCUGCUGCUGCUGUUGCUGCCGCCACAACGACUGCAACUACAAUCGCAAGUGAAACAACGACUGCUGAUACAACUGAAACUGCAACUGCUACUGCUUCUAAUAUUGCUGCAUCAGUUCCUGCUGCUGUUGGUGGCGUCAACACCGUCACUGUCACAGCCACCACUACUGCCGUCUCAGCUACUGCGACCACCUCCCAUUCCGCCCGCGCCAGCUACGCCAGCCGCGCCACCCACACAAACGCCAAAGCCAAAGCUACGAGCGACGCCGACAUCAAAUAUAUUACCGACAUCGACGACACGGACGACGCAGAAGCCCGCGCACGCGAACACAAUAUACAUCGCGGAAGCGGAUACGGUCGCCGAGGCGAGAGGGCGGUCGACUGCGACAGCGACAGCGGCAGCGGUUGGUUACGGUUACGGCAGUAA